CCCACUUAUAUUUCUUUUUUUAUCUCUUUAUCUGUGAAAACAGUAGUGAAGUAAUGAGUUUAUGGAGAACUAAAAACACGUUUGUGUCCGUUGUUCAAUUGAACGAGUAACCCAUUGUCUUUAUAUUCACAUUUAGUUCUGACAAUAUCCGCAUGUGUGUGUAUUGGCCGCUGUGUGUCGCUUCGGAUCCACUCGUGUUCUUCCGGUAGUCUCCGGUUCAUCUUUUUCGAGACACUUCAUGAAAAAAGACAAAUGGCCGAGCGGCCGUAGUCUCGUCUCUCCCGACUCGUUCUCUUGAUUCUUUGACGUACCCGUUGAUUUUCGCCGCUUCGGGGGCUGGAUAGCCGUGCGUGCGGCUCGUUUCGAGGUUCGUACCGGGCUCGGCUACGCUCGGACCAGGUGCUCGCCCCGCGGCUGCUCGGUUGCAUUCGGCUCUUGUCGUUUCAGCGCCGGGGAAUGGACGAGGCGGACUCGGCCACGAAGGCGCUCGGGCUGGAUGAACCGCCCAUCGACACGCUGCCUGUUCAGGAAGUGGGUUCGGAUACCGAAUCGGAGGCCGAAGUCACCACGAUGGCCGUGAUGGCGGAACCGGGAAACCUCGACAUGGGAGCCGAGUCCCUGCCGAACUCAGACGAGGUCGAGGCGGCGUAUGCAGAGGUGACCGCUGUGACGGUGGCGGACGUUCAAGCUGGAGAGGACAACGUAUUUACCACGACGGUCGCCACCUCAGGAAGCCUCCCUGAACACGUGCUGAGUGGGAGGACAACCCUCCAGCUGGGGGAUGGUCUCAGCACCCAGAAGGCCACCUUGAUCGUGGUUCACACCGACGGCAGCAUCGUGGAGGCCACCGGCCUCAAGUCCACUCCAUCAAUGGCAUCAGACCCGCAGACCCCGCCCAUCCCGCUGACUCCGCCCCAGGACAAGGACUCAUGCUCCAAGUACAACUGGGACCCCUCGGUCUACAACAGCGAGCUGCCGGUCCGCUGCAGGAACACCAGCGGAGUCCUCUACAAGGCCCGGCUGGGAUCAGGGGGCAAAGGUCGCUGCAUCAGACACAACCAGCAGUGGUUCAGCCCCACCGAGUUUGAGGCUCUGGCAGGAAGAGCGAGCAGCAAAGACUGGAAGAGGAGCAUCAGAUAUGCUGGGAGGCCUCUGCUCUGCCUCAUCCAGGAGCGUAUCCUGAACCCGCAUGCUGCUUCCUGCACCUGUGCAGCCUGCUGUGAUGACCUGACAGGGGGUCCAAAGGACGGAGAGACUCUGGAAGCAGAGAACAUCAGUAUGACGGGUCCAGUCCGUCUCUUCGUCCCCUACAAGAGACGGAAGAAGGACAACGAGCCGCUGGUCGCCUCCCCGAAGAAGGAACCCCCCGCCGCCAAAAACAUCACGCUGACGCCGGGCACCACAUUCACAGUGUCCCCGUCGGGACAGUUCACCACCUCCGGCACCUUGACCUUCGAGCGCACGCCGCCGGGGGACGCCACCAUCCUCUCGGAGGGCUCGCCGCAGAGCGAGGUGUUCACCAGCACAGCAGUGCUGACGGCGUUGCCGCCGCUGGCCGUGACCCCUCAGCCGCUUCAGGCGAAGAUGGCGGUGACGGUGGCGGCGUCUCCGUCGGCUGCGCUGGUGAGCAGUCUGGAGGCGGAGCCUGUGGGGGGGCCGGUGCUCAUCGAGGGCCAGAGGAACACCUGGCUGCACCUGGAGGAGAUGGCCAACACGCUGAUGAGCAACGUCCAGCAGCUGAAGGGUCUGAUCGAACAGGCCAAAAACUCUGCCGGGGUCAAAGGUCAGGGAGGCAGGAAGGAGUUAUUUCAGAACCAGAUCACGUUCCAGCAGCCGGACGAAUCGGAGGUCAAGAGGAGCUCUGACAUCACAGAGAUCAUCAUCAACAUGUGCGUCAACUGUGGCCGGGUGGCGAUGAGCGAGUGCACCGGCUGUCACAAGGUCAACUACUGCUCCCCCUUCUGCCAGAGGAAGGACUGGAAGGAACAUCAGCACACCUGCUGUCAAUCAGCCGGGGGCAUUUCCGUCCAGGAGGAGGAGCCAAUCACAACCAUGGACAUAGACAAAGUGAAAUGAAUGACUGAAAGUCCUUUUAUGGUCUGAAGAGGAGUGGGUCUGUUCUAAAGACCUACGAUCUCUUCACAGGAACUUUUUUUAUUGUGAAGGUUUGUCCUUCGGAUUGGUGUCCUGAGGGACGAGUCCCAGGUUCAGUUUCAUAAAGACGGGUACUGCUGACACCAAACAUUAUUUCUGAUUAUUAAUUAAUCUGUUGACACUUUCUUAGUUGAUUCAUUUUAUUAAUAACCCCAUUAAAAAAAAUAAAAAUUAGUUUUAUACUGCCAUUUUUACUCAUUUGAAUUACCUGCUGCUCCCUGCAGCAGCAGCAGGUAACUCCAGCUGUGCAGACACCUAUGCGACCCUACAAUGUGGUUGAAAAUCCGGGGUUCUGUGAAUUGAUCC
Gasterosteus aculeatus aculeatus (three-spined stickleback) is the source of this 2460-nucleotide messenger RNA. It is a transcript of the gene deaf1, whose product is annotated as DEAF1 transcription factor. Gene Ontology annotation, molecular function: DNA-binding transcription factor activity, RNA polymerase II-specific; DNA binding. The record is from RefSeq and is a predicted model, not a curated record. Gene Ontology annotation, cellular component: nucleus. Gene Ontology annotation, biological process: regulation of transcription by RNA polymerase II. NCBI's taxonomy places the organism in Eukaryota, Metazoa, Chordata, Actinopteri, Perciformes, Gasterosteidae.